AUGAAUAAUUUAGAUUAAUCAAUUUAAUCAGAAAUCAAUGAGUUCACAGCACAAUUUUAAUAGUAAGAAAAAGUAAUUAAUAAUCCAGAAUCAUUAUCGUUUUAGAAUAAGUCUUAAUAGAUUUAACAAAAUUCAUCAAUACAAUUUUAAUCAGCUGAACAAUUACAAUCAUAUCCAUAGAGUAUAAUCCAUUUUUAGGAAUAACCUUAAGUGGAAAUACUUUAUACAUCAUAAAAUGAAACAGAACAAUAUUUAAAUAUUAGUUUUUAGGAUAUAAUUUAGCUUCUCUUUAAUAAUUAAUGUCCUUAGCUUAAUAAUGUGCUUAAAACUGUGAUAUUUAGAAGCUAUAUAAUCAUAAAUGUGUUUACUAUUAUUAAUAUAAUUUUCAUAAUUAAUGAAGUAGUAGCCUUAUAUUUUUCCUUAAUAACAAAGGAUGACAUUAAAGAAUUAUUUAGUGUUUAUUUUGGAUUUAAUUUAAUUUCAGAUUGCUUAGUCAUCUAUAUUAAUUGUUAAUUACGAUACAUUAUAAAUGAAGCUGAUCAAAUAAAUCACGGGGAUAUAACUCAUCCACUUAUUGAAUAUUUAAAAUACACAAUAAAAUUAAAUAGUCCAUUUGAGGACAUCAUAGAAGAUGAAGAAUAAAAUUCAUAAGCCUAAUAAGUAGCUAUCAGUAUAUCAGAAAAAAUAACAACAACAAAAUGGUUAUUCUAUUUGCUUGAAAGUUAAAACUCUUAAAUGUUUGCAAUGAAUCGAGUAUGUUGUUUAGUAAAAAUUAUAUUAUUUGCUUGGGGAAAUAUCACAAUAGUGUAAUGGGCAUUUCUGAAUUGGAAUAAUAAGACCAAUGGAAUAGAUUAAUUUGAAUCAAUUUUAAUAGUAUUGACAUUAUUAUCAAUGCUUAUAGGUUACAUGAUAAUUACAAUAGUAAUUUGUAUUAUAUUAAUAAUUUGUGCAAUAAUUCCAAUAAUAAUAGGUGUAGCUAUAUGGUAAUCAUGUAGUUGGUGUACUGAUUUAUAUGAUGAAUAUAAAUAGCAUAGAAUAGAAUAAUAAAGACAAGCAUUUCUAUCAAAUUUAAGAUCUUAAAAGUUUCAAGAUUUAAAAGAAUAAGAUACAAAUGUGCAUGAAGAGUGUUCAAUUUGCUUAUAGACGUAUCAAAUUGAUGAUGAUUGUGUUAAAUUACCUUGUAAUGUAGAUGGAGGCAAUAAAAAAAUUAAUCAUGUUUUCCAUGACUUAUGUAUAAGAAUUUGGAUACAAGAUCAAGGAUCUUGUCCUAUAUGUAGAACUAUAUUUAUUGAAAGGCUUGAAUAUUGA
Molecule: messenger RNA, 1308 nt
Organism: Paramecium sonneborni
Lineage: Eukaryota; Ciliophora; Oligohymenophorea; Peniculida; Parameciidae
Source: the annotation of a GenBank genome assembly